Molecule: messenger RNA, 1144 nt
Organism: Ricinus communis (castor bean)
Lineage: Eukaryota; Viridiplantae; Streptophyta; Magnoliopsida; Malpighiales; Euphorbiaceae
Product: lignin-forming anionic peroxidase
Exons: 4
Coding region: 56-1036 (326 amino acids)
Biological process (GO): response to oxidative stress; hydrogen peroxide catabolic process
Molecular function (GO): peroxidase activity; heme binding
Source: RefSeq, a predicted model, not a curated record
UUCAAUCAUUAUAUAUCACUUCUUCUUUAAUUUGCUACGUUAGCUUAAUUACGAAAUGGCAACUUCAGUUUCCAAAAUCUUGUUAUCUCCUGCAAAGGCAGCUACUUUCUUGUUCACGUUGCUGAUUUUGGGCACUGCAUGCCAUGCACAACUUACCUCUACAUUUUAUGACAGUUUAUGUCCGAAUGCACUCAGUACUAUUCGAACUUCCAUCAGGAAUUCAAUUGCUGCAGAACGAAGAAUGGCUGCGUCUCUCAUUCGCUUACAUUUUCAUGAUUGCUUUAUUCAGGGUUGUGAUGCCUCUGUCCUGCUUGAUGAGACUUCAACUAUCGAGAGUGAAAAGACUGCACUACCUAACAAGGACUCUGCCAGAGGUUAUGAAGUCAUUGACAAAGCAAAAACUGAAGUCGAGAAGAUAUGUCCUGGAGUUGUAUCUUGUGCCGAUAUACUCUCUGUAGCAGCAAGGGAUUCAUCUGCAUACGUUGGAGGUCCAUCAUGGACAGUGAUGCUUGGAAGAAGAGACUCAACUACUGCAAGUCGAACUCUUGCCAACAGUGAACUUCCUAGUUUUAAAGAUGGCCUUGACAGACUUAUUUCUCGUUUUCAGAGUAAAGGCCUUAGUGCAAGGGACAUGGUUGCUUUAUCAGGUGCUCAUACAUUAGGUCAAGCUCAAUGCUUUACCUUCCGCGAUAGAAUAUACAGCAAUGGCACUGAGAUUGAUGCUGGGUUUGCUAGCACCCGCAAGCGUAGUUGUCCAGCUGUUGGUGGCGAUGCAAAUUUGGCUCCACUUGAUUUGGUCACCCCCAAUUCUUUUGACAAUAAUUACUUCAAGAACUUGAUGCAAAGAAAAGGUCUUCUUGAAUCAGAUCAAAUUCUUUUGAGUGGAGGUUCUACAGACAGCAUAGUCUCAGGAUAUAGCAGGAGUCCUUCUACUUUCAGCUCCGAUUUUGCAUCUGCCAUGAUCAAAAUGGGAAAUAUUGAUCCUCUUACGGGAACUGCUGGUCAAAUAAGGAGAAUCUGCAGCGCUAUAAAUUAGCUACCUCCGUUCUUGAACCUUAUGAUCACUUCGUCUACUAUUAGUUGUAGAUGGAUGCAUUAACUUGUUGUUCCCUUUAUUUAUAAAUCUGCAGUUUCUCCUUUUUAA